This is a messenger RNA of Stegastes partitus (bicolor damselfish), 1647 nucleotides long. RefSeq names its product tripartite motif-containing protein 16-like. The record is from RefSeq and is a predicted model, not a curated record. NCBI's taxonomy places the organism in Eukaryota, Metazoa, Chordata, Actinopteri, Pomacentridae. Gene Ontology annotation, molecular function: zinc ion binding; protein binding. The transcript has a single exon. The coding region runs from base 1 to 1647 and encodes 548 amino acids.
AUGGCUCUGAGAGGAUCGAACCUGACUUUAGAGAACAUUUCUUGUUCCAUCUGUUUGGAUCUGCUGAAGAAUCCGGUGACUACUUUCUGUGGACACAGCUACUGUCUGAAAUGUAUUAAAGCCCACUGGAAUACAGAGGACGGUAAGGGAAUCUACAGCUGCCCUCAGUGCAGGAAGACCUUCAAACCGAGGCCUGACCUAAGGAAAAACGUCCUACUAACAGAGUUAGUAGAGGAGCUGAAGACGACUGGACUCCAAGCUGCUGAUCACUGCUAUGCUGGAGCUGAAGAUGUGGCCUGUGAUGUCUGCACUGGGAGGAAGAGGAAGGCUGUCAAGUCCUGUCUGGUCUGUCUGGUCUCCUACUGUGACAACCACCUUCAGCCUCACUAUGAGGCUCCAGCUUUUAAGAAACACCAGCUGGUGGAGCCCUCCAAGAACCUCCAGCAGAACAUCUGCUCUCAUCAUGAUGAGGUGAUGGAGAUGUUCUGUCGCACUGAUCAGCAGCUGAUCUGUUGUCUCUGCUCUAUUGGGGAACAUAGAGGCCAUAAAAUAGUCUCAGCUGCAGCAGAAAAGAAGCUGGAGGAGACUCAACUGAUCAUCCAUCAGAGAAUCCAGGACAGAGAGAAAGAUGUGAAGCUGCUUCAACAGGAGCUGGAGGCCAUCAAUGUCUCUGCUGAUAAAACAGUGGAGGACAGUGAGGAGAUGUUCACCCAGAUGAUCCGUCUGAUCCAGAAGAGAAGCUCUGAGGUGAAGCAGCAGAUCAGAUCCCAGCAGGAGGCUGAAGUGAGUCGAGUCCAAGAGCUGGAGGAGAAGCUGCAGCAGGAGAUCAGUGAUCUGAAGAGGAAAGACGCUGAGCUGAAGCAGCUCUUAGAGACACCACAUCACAGCCAGCUGCUCCACAACCACCCCUCAGUGUCAGCACUCAGUGAGUCCACACACUUAUCCAGCAUCAGCACCCGUCCUCUGAGACACUUUGAGGACGUGACAGCAGCUGUGGAAGCGUUCAGAGAUCUACUACAGGACGUUUUGAGGGACGCAUGGACAACCAUCUCACUGGCCAUCACUGACGUGGAUGUUUUACUGUCAGAACCAACAACCAGAGCUGGAUUCUUAGAAUAUUCACAAGAAAUCACUCUGGAUCCAAACACAGCACACAGACGACUGGUAUUAUCUGAUGGGAACAGAAAAGUAGAACGUUUGAACCAACCUCAGUCUCAUUCUCAUCAUCCAGACAGAUUCACUGACUGGAUUCAGGUUCUGAGUAAAGAGAGUCUGACUGGACGUUGUUACUGGGAGGUGGAGUGGAGAGGAGAUCGAGCUCAUGUAGCAGUUUCAUACAAGAACAUCAGCAAAACAGGGCGUUCAUUUGAAUGUGCAUUAGGAGACAAUGACAAAUCCUGGUCUUUAUUUUGUUCCACCAAGAGCUGUGCAUUUCUGUACAACAAAACAAAAACUCCCGUCUCAGGUGGUCCUUCCUCCAGAGUAGGAGUUUACUUGGAUCACAGAGCAGGGAUUCUGUCCUUCUACAGGGUCUCUGACACCAUGACUCUCCUCCACAGAGUCCAAACCUCUUUCACUCAGCCGCUACAUGUUGGAGUUGCACUGUUUAGUACUGGAGACACUUUAAAGUUCAUUAACCCUGAAUAG